Dreissena polymorpha is the source of this 2948-nucleotide messenger RNA. Its product is annotated as pre-rRNA 2'-O-ribose RNA methyltransferase FTSJ3-like. NCBI's taxonomy places the organism in Eukaryota, Metazoa, Mollusca, Bivalvia, Myida, Dreissenidae. Gene Ontology annotation, biological process: rRNA methylation; maturation of LSU-rRNA from tricistronic rRNA transcript (SSU-rRNA, 5.8S rRNA, LSU-rRNA); maturation of 5.8S rRNA from tricistronic rRNA transcript (SSU-rRNA, 5.8S rRNA, LSU-rRNA). The transcript has 5 exons. The record is from RefSeq and is a predicted model, not a curated record. The coding region runs from base 94 to 2631 and encodes 845 amino acids. Gene Ontology annotation, molecular function: rRNA (uridine-2'-O-ribose)-methyltransferase activity; rRNA (guanine) methyltransferase activity. Gene Ontology annotation, cellular component: preribosome, large subunit precursor; nucleolus; nucleus.
CUCCCAUUCAAUGUGUUAGUUUACUUCCGGUUGUCACACGUGUGUGGAAAAACAAUCUUUAUCGGAGCUUAAUUUAAGGAAUAAAGAUCAGCCAUGGUGAAUAAGAAGAAGAUUGGAAAAGCCCGAAAGGACAAGUUUUACCACUUGGCCAAAGAGAGUGGUUUCCGGGCUCGUUCAGCAUUUAAGCUGAUUCAGCUCAACAGAAAGUUUGAAUUUCUUCAGGGUUCAAGGGUAGUGAUAGACCUGUGUGCAGCCCCUGGUGGGUGGUUACAGGUGGCCACUGAGAAUUGUCCAGUGUCCAGUCUCAUCAUAGGUGUGGACUUGGUGCCUAUCAAACCUAUCAGGAACUGUGUGACUCUAGUCAAUGACAUCACAACAGACAAGUGCCGACAGGAGCUCCGUAGAGAGAUGAAAACCUGGAAAGCAGACUGCGUUCUUCAUGACGGAGCACCUAACGUAGGCAUGAACUGGGCACACGAUGCUUUCCAGCAGGUGCAGCUCACACUGCAGGCUCUGAAAAUUGCGACAGAAUUCCUUAGAAAAGGGGGUUGGUUUGUGACGAAGGUGUUCAGAUCCAAAGACUACAACUCUCUCCUGUGGGUCCUACAGCAGCUCUUUAAGAAUGUGCACGCGACCAAACCCCAGGCGUCCAGAAACGAAUCAGCUGAGAUCUUCGUGGUUUGCCAACACUUCCUGGCCCCUGACAAAAUAGACCCUAAAUUUCUGGAUCCCAAAGCUGUUUUUAAAGAAGUAGAUGAUAAUCCUAACACUGCCUUGGAUUUAAUCCACCCUGAGAAAAGGACACGACACAGAGAUGGGUAUAAAGAAGGAGACUACACGCUAUUUCAUUCAUUGCCAGUAAGCCAGUUUUUUGCAAGCGAAAACUUUCUAGAUCUUUUAGCUGAUGCCAGCGAAGUAAAAUUUGAUGACAAAAGUAUCGAAAACCAUCCUUCCACUAUAGCUGAAUUGAAAGAAUGUUUGAAGGAUAUUAAAGUUCUUGGUAAAAGAGAAAUCAAGAUGGUCAUAAAUUGGCGCAAGAAAAUCAAGAAAGAAAUAGAGGAUGAAAAAAAGGCAGAAAAUGUUGACAAGGUAGAAGAAAAGGAAAAGAAACCUGAAGAUGAUGAUGAUGAUGAUGACAUGGAAAAACUUGAAGCUCAGUUGGCAGAGUUACAGGGGGAACAAAAAAAAGUCCUUAAAAGAAAAAUAAAGAAAACAAGAAGAGAGAGAGCUAAGUUGCAGCAUAAAAUGGAUAUGAAGAUCGUACUUCCUGAUGACAAAAUUGACAUGGAAGAAGAUCGGGAACUAUUUAAUCUGGAUAAAAUCAAGACUAAGAACCAGCUUGAAACAGUUGAGGAAGCUGAUCUCAGUGACGCUUCAGACGAGGAGGAAGAAGAGGAAGUUCCAGCUAAAAAGGGUAAAAAGGUUACUUUUGAUAAAGAAGACAAGAAAUAUAAUCUUGCCAGUGAGAUGUCAGAUGAUUCAGAUGAGGACAACGAGGAAGAAUAUGAUGACAGUGAUGGCUCAAUUUCAUUAGAUGAAGCGGGUGAAGAAGAUAAUCCUUUACUAAUUGGAAGACAGAGUAAAAAAUCUAAAGCUGACAUGUGGUUCAGCAAGGACACAUUUGCAGGUCUAGAAGAUGACGAUGAUGAAGACAUGGAAAUUGAAAAUAUGGCUGAAGCUUAUUCAAAGAAAGGUGGCGUUAUAAAAGGUGUUAAUGAUCAGGAUGAUGAUAUGAUUAUACCAGAAGAAAAAGUAUCUGAUAUUAAGAAAACCAAGAUUGAACAAAAUAAGAAAGGAUCAGAAAAUGAUGGAGACAGUGCUAUUGGAAGGGGCUCAGGUAUUGAUGAUGAAAGUGAUAAUGAUGAUGAUGAUGAUGAUGAUGAAAGUAGUGAGGAAUCGGAUAGAAAAGACUCAGACAGUGAUAGUGAUUAUGAUACAAAGGAAUUCUACAGGCAACAAAAAGAAUCAUUAAAAGACAGUAACAAAAAAGGGAAGAAGAAUGCCGAAAAGAUAAAAGAUGGAGAUUUUGAAGUUGUUCCAGUAGACCAUGGUCAACCUGUGAAGUUGUCAGCCCAAGGACUUGCACUAGGUGCUGCCAUUGUUUCAUCAAGGAAACGUAGACGAGAGGUUAUUGAGAGUGGCUAUCAUAAAUACAUGUUCAAUGACCCAAACUUACCAGAUUGGUUUGUAAAAGAAGAACAGAGACAUACCAGGGUGCAUUUACCUGUUACCAAAGGUGAAAUUGAGGAGUACAAAAUGAAAAUGAAGGCAGUUGAUGCUAAUCCUAUAAGGAAAAUAGCCGAAGCUAAAGCUCGUAAAAAGAGGAAAAUGGCAAGGCGCUUAGAAAAGGCAAGGAAGAAAGCUGAUGCUAUUAACGAUACAGAAGAGGUCACCGACAGAGAAAAGUGGUCACAGAUAAAGCAGGUUUACAAGAAAGCUGGAUUAUUAAAUGCAAAAAAGAAAGAAGUCACUUAUGUGGUGUCCAAGAAAGGACUGGCAGGGAAGAGGGUUGCUCGACCACAAGGCGUUAAAGGGCCAUACAAAGUGGUCGAUGGUAGACUGAAGAAGGACAUGAAGGGGAAGAUGAGAGCUGAGCAGAGGAAGCAGGGAAAGGGCAAGAGGAGGAGAUAAGCCAGGGUUAAAUUUCAGUGUUUUGUAAUUUUCAAUCCACAGGAUUAUAAAUGACAAGUGCCAAUGGAAGUCUUUUGUGUCGUAAAAGGAUAAUUAAGAUUGUUUGCUUGGAGAAAAGAGAAAUAUCCAUAUGAAAGUGAUGUAUAUCCCAGUUAACUAUGUACUAGUUUCAUAUUUAAUUAUGUAUUUAUGAACAUUUUUUUAAUUACCUUUGACAGAAUAAGGGUAAAGCGGUUACAACAGGUUGAUGUUAUUUCACAGCUGUUCUAUGUAUGCAAUAUCAAGACAAUGGCUUUUAAUAAAUGUUAAAGGAAUAA